CAAAUGAGUGAAUACAUUGUAGAAAGAUGAUCAUUCUGGAGAAUUGGUAGAGGAACGUUGCAAGUGUUAUCAUUCAUCCAUAUAAGAAAAAGCAACAGUUUCUAACCUUCUGAUAUCUGAAUCACAACGGAUGGAGUUGAGAUUAAGGCGGAAUUCACUCACAAAGCAUGUUUACUUCAGUACACAAGAACACAACAUACAUUCUUCAACAACAACCAUUCUUCUAUCUUACCCCACAGAACAAUACAGCCAGGCAGCUCCAAUGUUAGAAACAAAUACCAAAAUCAGAGUAAAAGAGUACAGCCCGGUAUUACAUGGUACCUAGUAAUGAAUUUAGGAUGGUCUCUCCCUACCACCCCAAGCCAAGAGGAAAAGGGUGAAAUAGCAAGGAGAAAAACUGAACCAGCAUCACUGCAUCAGACAUUAGCAUCAACUUCGGCUGCUGAUAUACAGGCUAUAGAUACAAUGACAAUGCGCAUAGUUUGGCUCGAGUAUUUUUCAGUUAGACCAUACAUGAACAAGGCCAUGGCGGUUGCCCGUAUAAAUCUCAUUGCGUUCUUCGUCAUAGAAAAGUGCAGUUAUAUCUUCAAGUGCCUCAGCUGCUGUACUUCUCAUAGACGUGUGCUUCUGUUGUUUUGAGCCACUAUUACUGCUACUGCUACUACCACUACCAGUACAGCUCUCAACACCUUUUGGACUGCCAUUGGAGGCAUUUAUUUUAGCCAAACACUUCCCUGUCAAAAUAUUGCUGACAUUGAUAGACCCAGCUGCAGCAACAACAUCAGCAUCAUGGUGAGACAAUCACACCACAACUCACCAGACAAUUUAAACAGAGAAUACGAAAAAAUCCAUGACAGCAAUUAAAGACUCAAACAGGACAAGUUACAGAGGACCUCCACAGCAGACACCCCCUAAUAUGCUGUUGCAACAUGUGCUUGAUUACGAUCAUUAGCACCAAAACAUUCAAAAUAGUUGCAUACCAAGGCAUGUGGUAAUGGAUCCGAAAUAAUUUAAACAGGAACACCUGGUCACAUGAACACUGAUCAACCGACACCGGCAUUUUUACAUUAUUUCUUUUUAGUUUAGCUUACUAGUGCCCUACUCUGCAUCAUCAUCAUUGCAUACCACCACUCAUUUCAAAUUAUUUCUUCAACAUUCUUCCAAUAAUAGAACCUCAAUCACUUACGGGACGCUUCGUGAAUUUGAAAAAUGAAGGUUUUUGUAAAAUCUGGAUUUUGAAAAACCAUGGAUGUAUGAUGGAUUUGGUGGCAUUAUGAAUUUGAGCAAGUAUAUUGUGUGCUUGUUAGAUUUUAUGGUUUUAAAACAUAAAUUACUUAACUACCCUUAGAGGCUAAGAUGUUUACAUUGCAACAUUGACACUACCAACCAAAGAAAGAAGGGACGAGCAGGUAAAGACUUGCAAUAUAGGAUAUAAUAACUCACUAACGUGAUAAUUAGGAGGUUUAUACAAACACAACAAAUGCAAAGAACAAGCGUUGAGGAUUACAGUUCCCUUCUUGCUGGGACUAGAGCAAAACCAAAGACGAAUGGAAUUGAAAGAGAGAAAAUUAUGGAUUCACUACAUAAAUAAGAAUCGAUCAUGGCUUGGCACUAAUAAUUAACAACUAAUUGGGCCAUGUACACAGAAAAAUAUGAAAUUAGAAUCCAUCGCUUCCUUCGACGAAUUUACAUCGCAAGUUGCAACAUAAGAUUAAGCAUGGCAAUAACAAAAUAUGUAGGGAUAAUAAUGUGAAAGUACAUCAUGGAUUUAAAUCCACGAUGAAAUCCUAGCUAGAACUUCCAAGUCUGUGAGGUCCACAGAUUUGGAUCCCCAAAAUCUGUGUGCCCCACAGAUUUUAUCUUCCUAAUUCCGUAAGGCAAACGAUGGAUUUUCGUUCAAGUCCAUGAGGAUGGGUUUCCAUGACCAAAUCCAUCAUCAAAACCCUCAAGCAAACAACCCGUUAAUGGGGAAAUAUAUCAUUUAGUUAGCUCCUUUAUUAUAGGGGGAAGGGAAAGUUACCAUUUGCUUCCAUCCACUGAUCAUCAGAUUCAGCCUUGCAGUAGGAAAUAAUCAGAUCCUGAUCGCUUGUUAUAUAUAUGUUAUUGGUGUUGCAGUCAGGAUGCCAUAAUAGGUGGUCCUCAAAAGAGGUUACGAGCUCCCCGCGGAAAUUCCAGACGGCAACAGUCCUAUUUCUGAAUGUUAAGAACAAUUGGUUCUCAUACAAGAAGAUGAAGGCAGAUGGGGUCAUGAAUUCAGUUCUACUGACUUCUAUCAGCUCAGCAUUUCGAACCUGCAGAAACCAGAAAUUUAUGUAGUUGAAAAUGAGAAUGGUGGAUACAAACAAGAUGGUUGUUUUUCGUUAGCUUUUCAAACCGGUGUCUGCCUAUUCCUCCUUUGACGACUCACGGUAGAGAGCCUAAAUUUUCCGAUGUGGACUGAAAGAAGUUGGGUAUGGACAUAGAUCCAUCCACAUUCCGGUAGUGUUAAAUAUAAAGCUAUUGUUCUUAUCACUGGAAGCAAUCAAUCUUCACUACGAUAAGAACCCAACAAUGAAAAUACAAACAUAAC
Molecule: messenger RNA, 2569 nt
Organism: Linum trigynum
Lineage: Eukaryota; Viridiplantae; Streptophyta; Magnoliopsida; Malpighiales; Linaceae
Source: the annotation of a GenBank genome assembly